Messenger RNA from Owenia fusiformis, 1956 nucleotides. Lineage: Eukaryota; Metazoa; Annelida; Polychaeta; Sabellida; Oweniidae. The record is from the annotation of a GenBank genome assembly.
UUCGGGCGGGAUUCCACUUCCGCCGGAAACCGAUAUUUUUGCAAAAAAUGUGGCUCUGGUUCCAAUCAGAUGUAGUGAGCUAUCUAUGAAGGCGAUUGUCAAUGUCAAGGUUGACGUCCUAGUUUUGCUCAGCAAAUGAUGCAUCAACUGUUGACAUAUUGAAACAACAUUCUAAUUUUAACCAAAUAUCUGGCUUAAAUCAAGGCACUUAUAUGAAGAUUACUUUACUUGGUGCAUGGGGAGCUGUUAAAGCUACAGUACAUGCAGUGACUGUUGGAUAUUGCAAAGACUUACUCGUCUAAAGUUCAUAUAUACUGACCAUCUAGCCCAAAUGGUUUCGGGUUGACACAAUUUGACAUUGCAUGGAUUAAAAGUGAUGAGCUACAUUGCACAAAUCCUGAUUUCAUAAUCGCUGACAUGAAUAGAAUCACACAAAAAGUAAUUAAUUCAAACUUACGAUUGUUACAUAUAAUAACAAAUCUUCCAGUAUGCACAAGUUGUGGAUCACAAAAGCAUCAUAGAUAUUUUCACUCAAUGAAUGUAAAAUCUGGAACAAAAGGAAACUUUAGGAUUCAUGACACUUUGCUCCAUUUAACAACUCCAAAGCGAGGUAUACUUGGUGGUUCCUUAAGUAGCUCAAAUGUUGGCUGCCUGGUGGACAGAUGGACUAAUGUUUUCAAAAAUAGGAAAAUAUCAGAACCAAAAGAAUCUGCUGAAUACAUUAUUGCUCAUGUCCAAGGAAGCAAAAUGUUCCAUGAAAUAGACAAAUCCAGUUUUCUGACUGCUGCACAACAUAAGAAGAUGGAGGAAUUGUGUUUAAGGAGAUUAGACAAGGAGCCUAUACAAUAUCUGCUUGGAGAAUGGGACUUUUGUGAUAUGACCCUUGAUGUCAGGCAACCAGUUUUCAUACCAAGGCCAGAAACUGAGGAGCUGGUCGAGUUGAUACAGCAAUAUUUAAAGACAAGAGGUCUGGAAAAUUCUGCACUAACUAUUUUGGAGGUUGGUUGUGGCAGUGGGGCUAUAGCAAUAGCACUUUUGAAACGGUUCCAAAAGGCUACCUGUACAUCAAUAGACAGAAGUAUUGAUGCCUGUGAGUUGACUACCCACAAUGCAGUUAAACAGAAAGUAAAAGACAGGCUUAAUGUUGUUCACCUAGAAUUAAACAAAGAUACUGUUGAAGUACAUCCUGAGUUCACAUGUACUGAAAGAUAUCAACUGCUGGUUAGUAACCCUCCUUACAUCCCAACCAAGGACAUGACAAAACUCCAGCCUGAAAUUGACCUAUUUGAGGAUCCAUGUGCCCUGCAUGGAGGCUUGGAUGGAUUGGAUACUAUUAUUAGAACCCUGCAUAUAGCUUCAAAAGUUCUACAAGACAAAGGUUUCUUGUGGUUAGAGGUAGACUCGACACAUCCUGCCAAAGUGCAGCGCCUCCUACAGGACAACAAGGAACUGAACCUACACUACGUCCAAACAUAUCAGGAUUUUAACAAAUUGGAAAGGUUUUGUCAAAUCCAGAAACAUCUUCCCGUAUGAAUUGCUGAACAAAAUGAAAACAUGUGCCAUGAUAAUAUUAUUAGAUGAUGGAAAUCAAGGAACUAGGAUCAGAGUGUUAUUAAAUUGUACACUCUAGGAUAACACUGUCACUAAAAUACUACAAAAUACUACAAAGGUGAUAUUUUUGUUAUACCAAAGUAAUAUAUAUUUAGCAUAAUAUGGAUGGAUCAGGCUUGAAACAUGAUUUGAAUGCAAAUACUAAGUAUGACAUAGGAUAUUUAUUGAAUAUCGGUCUGCACGAUCAACAGUAAUGAGAGACAAGUUUUAACACAUAUCCUAUUAUUCCUGACUAAAUGAAAUAAAUUAAUUAUAAAAAUUAAUAAGUAAAGUAUUAUAUUCUUUGUAUAUGUUUUUUCAAACAGUCAUUUUUAGCUCACGUUGUCCGUCUGUCUGUCUGUCCGU